CGCAAUUGAACAAGUUGCUGGAAGAAGCUGAACGAAAAAAAGAAGCAAAAGCUAGUGAUUACCACCCACUUUCUUCAUUCUGCAAGAGUCAUGUCCGUCGCUACUUCUCCUCUGCAUCAAAUACAAUUUCUCAAAUGUCCUCGCUUUUCUUCCAAAUCCCACUUUCGCCCUCGUCGCUUCCACUCCCUAACCCAGAGAACCAUUCCUGCAAUCUCCGCAGUUGCAGCGGAAACGGAGUUGCAUACACAGCAGGAUCAAUCAGUUGAAGCAGAUGUGUUUGCUUGCCCAAUAUGUUAUGAACCAUUGAUAAGAAAAGGCUCUCCUGGUCUGAAUUUAUCAGCAAUUUAUAGAUCUGGUUUCAUGUGUAAGAUAUGUAAGAAGUCAUACACUAGCAAGGACAGGUAUCUGGAUUUGACUGUGACUGCUGGAUUGAAAGAUUACACUGAAAUUCAACCAGCUCGGACUGAGCUUUUCAGGAGUCCCCUUGUUUCCUUCUUAUAUGAAAGAGGAUGGCGUCAGAAUUUCAGGCAAAGUGGCUUUCCUGGUCCUGAUGAAGAGUUCAAAAUGGCUCAAGAGUACUUUAAAUCUGCUAGAGGUGGACUUCUUGUUGAUGUUAGCUGUGGCAGUGGUUUAUUUUCCAGAAAAUUCGUAAAAUCUGGAACCUAUUCCGGAGUCGUUGCACUAGAUUUCUCUGAAAAUAUGCUUCGUCAAUGUUAUGAUUUCAUUAAGAAAGAUGACACACUUUCAACAACUAAUAUUGCUCUCGUAAGGGCAGAUGUUUCUAGGCUUCCCUUCGCAUCAGGUUCAGUUGAUGCUGUUCAUGCUGGUGCAGCUUUGCAUUGCUGGCCAUCUCCCUCCAAUGCUGUUGCUGAAAUCACCCGGAUACUAAGAAGUGGUGGAGUUUUUGUUGGAAGCACUUUUCUGCGUUACAGUUCAUCAACUCCCUGGUUUAUACGCCCUUUCAGAGAGAGGACUCCACAAGGCUAUGGCUAUUUAACAGAGGAAGAGAUCAGAGACCUUUGCACUUCGUGUGGUCUUACUAAUUACUCAAGCAAGACUCAGCAGGCUUUUAUUAUGUUUACAGCUCAGAAGCCAUAAAAAUAAGUUUGAUCUGUUUACAAUAAAAUUUAUUAAUUCCUUCUGUAUUAAAGAAAUUGUAAAUAAACGAGAAAUGAAAAGGUAAAAAUCCGGGUCUGAUGUAAAGGCUCACACGUUGUAAAAUACUUCAUGCAUGAAUCCCCUGUAUAA
Vigna umbellata (rice bean) is the source of this 1248-nucleotide messenger RNA. Its product is annotated as S-adenosyl-L-methionine-dependent methyltransferases superfamily protein. Gene Ontology annotation, cellular component: chloroplast. Gene Ontology annotation, molecular function: S-adenosylmethionine-dependent methyltransferase activity. The record is from RefSeq and is a predicted model, not a curated record. NCBI's taxonomy places the organism in Eukaryota, Viridiplantae, Streptophyta, Magnoliopsida, Fabales, Fabaceae.